Molecule: messenger RNA, 1059 nt
Organism: Antrostomus carolinensis (chuck-will's-widow)
Lineage: Eukaryota; Metazoa; Chordata; Aves; Caprimulgiformes; Caprimulgidae
Gene: CYTIP
Product: cytohesin 1 interacting protein
Exons: 8
Coding region: 1-1059 (352 amino acids)
Biological process (GO): regulation of cell adhesion
Cellular component (GO): cell cortex
Molecular function (GO): protein binding
Source: RefSeq, a predicted model, not a curated record
AUGGCUCUGAGGCGGCGUGUUCAGCAGAACCACAAUGGCAGCGUGGUGGGCUUCGAUGCUGGCGGCAGGGAGCUGGAUCUGCCCAUGGACAGCAGGAGGAUCCAGCACUUGGCCAACACGGUUGGGACGCUGCCCCGCGGGCACAAGCAGCUUGCCUUAACCAGAUCCAGCUCCUUGGGUGACUUCUCCAGGCCACAAAGACACCUCGUCGCGAUAUUAAAAGAAGAUAAAGAGAUGUUUGGGUUUGAAAUCCAGACUAUUCGAUUUCCACACCAAAAUGACGACUCCCUGGAGGUGUGCACUUGCAUCUGCAAAAUCCAAGAAGAAAGUCCUGCCCAUCUUUCUGGCCUUCAAAUGGGCGACAUCCUUGCCAGUAUCAAUGGCGUGAACACUGAUGGUUUUACUCACAAGCAGGUAGUGGAGUUGAUAAAGUCUUCAGGGAACUAUUUAAGGUUAGAGACUGUCAAUGGGGCCAUGUUUCUGCGGAAAAUGGAGCUGGAGACCAAGCUGCACGCACUGAAGCAAACCCUGCAGCAGAAAUGGGUGGAGCUGGGCGCUCUGCUCUCACAGGAACAGCGCUUGCUGCACGGGGAGGUGACGGACAACGCUCUGCCGGGUGUGCUGGAGCUGGAAGAGGCCGGCUGGCCGGGCGGCUGCAGCACGCCGGGAUCUCUCCUGGGGAAGCCUCGCUUCUCCAGUGAGAGCAGCUCGCGCAGCCGGCUGAGCUCCAUGACUGUGGACAGUGAAGACAGCUUCUACCAGAGCGGAGCCUUCGAGGACUCGGCUGCAGAGAGCCUGAGCCGCCAGUCCAGUGUGGACGAUGACUGCUUCUUCCCUAGGGAUGGGGAUGGUGCUGCCGGGAGGUCUUCCCUGCGGAGGAACCGCAGCAUCAGCCUGGCCAGCAGCGGGUCCAUGUCCCCGCUCUGGGAGGGAAGCAGCUGCACCAGUAGUUUUGGGACCCUCCCACGGAAAAGCAGGAGAUCCAGCAUCCGAAAGCAUCUGUUCAAAUUCAUUCCGGGCCUGCACCGGGCAGUGGAAGAGGAAGAAAGUCGGGUGUGA